Molecule: messenger RNA, 882 nt
Organism: Lichtheimia ornata
Lineage: Eukaryota; Fungi; Mucoromycota; Mucoromycetes; Mucorales; Lichtheimiaceae
Exons: 3
Coding region: 1-882 (293 amino acids)
Source: RefSeq, a predicted model, not a curated record
AUGGCAUCGCCUUCUUCAAUGGAUGACUUGUCUUCUUUACACGACGAACCCCAUUCCAGCAGUGCUGAAGCACCUGACAACCUCUCGAAAAAUGAUGCUGAUAGUCAAGCAACCAACUUGUCUGAAAAACCUACACAAGCCGAUACAAAGUCAUCAAGGCGUGGAUCUCGUUUUGGAUGGUUACUAUGGAUGAUCUUGUCACUAGGCGCUAUUUGGUUCUCAUUGAUGGUUGUGGAUGAAGCAUGCAAUCGACAUUAUUGCAAUGACUUGAUGGAUAUUGUUUCGGAUCAUACGCUUAUGCUUCAACUCAAACAGCAAGAGGCGAGCUUGUGGAUGAAUGAACACGUGAAUCCUUGGGUGCAGGAUAAAUAUCAACAAUGGAACAGCUGGGUGCAGCACCAUCGUGAUCAACUAAAGACUGCUGUGAUCGAAUGGGCCGAGCCAAAAGUUUGUCAGCCACCCGUAACUGAAACUACCACAGCCACUGUCACUCAAUCGACCACAUUACAUCGCACUGCCACGGUGGAAAAGACUCUUUAUCAAACAUCUACUUUGAGGGAAACGGAUACUAUCACAUCUACAGCCCACCAUACGGACACAAUCACCAACUUUGCCACCGUGACCGAUACGAAGACUGUGACCGAUACGACCACAUCAAUCAAUUAUGCUACAAUCCACCACACAACUACUGUCACUGAUACGGUUGCUCUUCCAAGCACAAUCACUGUUACUGAUACUGAUACAACUACCAUCACCGCUACCGUUACUGAGACUGAGACCUUGAAAGAAACUUUGACUGAGACCAUCACCGAUACGGUCACUGAACAUGCAAUCAAAACCAUCACCAAGACAAUGACCCCAACUGCAGAGCCAACUGAUUAG